This is a messenger RNA of Yamadazyma jaroonii, 3837 nucleotides long. The record is from the annotation of a GenBank genome assembly. NCBI's taxonomy places the organism in Eukaryota, Fungi, Ascomycota, Pichiomycetes, Serinales, Debaryomycetaceae.
AUGAAUCGUAUUUUGAACUUAGACUCCGUCAAUGACGUGAGUUAUAAGAUCAAAAUCCCCAAUAUGAACGAACUCACACCGUUAGAUCUCACAUCGAAAUAUAUCGAUGAUCUUAUAAGCAUCGAUUCCAUAAUUCCAAGUGAUUUAUAUGGAGAAGAUAAAAUCAAUAAGGUUAACUCAUCGACAUUAGACAAUUACUAUUUCCAUAAUCCAGGAGCUGUGACAGCUAAUGGGACCAAUAGUAAUAGUGGGAGCAUCAAUGGUAAUGGUAGUAGGUUCGAGAACAUUGAAAAUGUUAGUUUACCUGAUUCAUUCUUUGAAGAAUUUAAUGGUAGCGAAUUAAUAAGUAAGAAUGGAUUAUUCAAUGAAAUUAAUCGUUGUUGGUUUAUUCUUGAUAACAAAUUGAUCUUAUGGAAUUACAAAGCUCCACAAUCAUCUUUCAAUAAGUCAGUUUUCUUGAAUAUCGAUUUAAGAUACCUGAUAUUAUCAGUGAAAAUAUGUAAACCAAAAGAAGGUAUAUUUAUAAAAGAUGUGAAUUAUAUACUUGUGAUUGCUACUACAAUGGACAUCCAUAUCUAUGUCAUAAAAUAUAACAAUGAGUUAAAUAAUUUGGAAAUGUUUAAUCCAAAUUUAUCAGUAUCCAUUCAAGGUUUAAUGGUUAAUAGCAUUAUAUCUCAUAGUAAAACCAAUGAUAUUUAUUUCAGUGAAGGUAAUAAUAUUUGGAGAUUAGAUUAUUCCAACAAGUCUUCUUUCAUAAAGAACAAAUGUGACAAGGUUUGUCUUACAAAAUCGGGUUUUAUCAAUAAGAUAUCAAUUUUCAAUGAUGAUCAACAACAAAUUCCUGAAUCUAUAGUCCAAUUGGAUUUAGAUGAAGAUAGAGAUGUAUUAUAUUCAUUAUCAAACAAGUCCAUCAUAAGAACCUAUAAGAUCACUAAAAAUCAAGAACAAUUCACUGUGUUUAACAAAAUUACUCCAUCAGAAAUAUUCAAAAACGUUUCAAGUUUAUUUGUUGAUUCAGGAAAUUUCAAGUCAUUUUCAAAAUUCAAGAUCAUUUCAAUUUCUGCCAUUAAAAGAGAAUCAACAACUGUUCAAUUAAUAGCCAUCACCAAUUUUGGGGUUAGAAUUUUAUUGAAAUUAGGAAUGAUAAAUUCCAUGUUCUUUUCAUCAUCAUCAAAUUCCUUGAGGUUGUCAGUAGUGACAUUGAAAUUCCCUCCUUCUAAAGAAUUACCAACUUUAAAUAACGAAUUAGAUUCAUUUACAAGAUCUAAACAAUACAUCAACCAAGUAAUCUCCAAUCAACAAAAAUCCCAAUUAUUGAAAAAUGCUAAAUUUUCCAAAAUUUUAAGUCCUGGAAUAUUUUUGUUGGUGAAAAAAUCUAAGAAUGGUGAUAAAUUAUUCGUUUCCACAGUAAAUUAUGGAUUCUUAAAGAAGAACAAUAAAAUCAUUGAAGAUGCAGAAUUCUUAAAGAUUUCAGGUAACAAAACAGAUAUUGUAAUCAAUGAUAUCGUUCAAAUAACACCUUCCAUGAAUGCCAACAACCAAAGUAAUGGAUAUGCCAACAUCUUAGCAUGUCAAUAUACCAAAGAACCUUUGAAAUUUGCUAUAUUGACCAAUUAUGGUAUUCAAAUAUUCCAAUAUCAAACUCCUGAUAAACUACUCAAAGAUUUGAAUGAUGAAAGAAUUGAAAAUUUUGUUGAAGAAAAUGGAUUUGAAGAAACCUGUUCUACUUUACUUUACUUGUCAUGCUCAACUAAUUAUUUAAAUCGUAAAGCUAUCAUGUUAUUUUCAACUAUUGGUAACAAUGCUAGAAUUAUCGAUGAAGUGAAUAAUUUAAAUCCUUCAAAUAUUAAUAAUAAUGAAAAGAAUCAAGUUGUUUUAAGUGAUAGAUUUUAUGGUACUUGUUUAUUGAUUUCAAGAAUCUUUAGAGAUUAUUGGUCAAUCAAGAUUUUCAACCAACAAAAAGAGAAAGAUUUGAAUAAAAUCCUUAUUAAUAUCAAUAAGAGCAAAAUUGAAUAUUUUAUUGGUUCAGUUAUUGUACUAUUAGAAUUUUUCAAUAAUUUCAGUAACAAUAUUCCUGGACUUAAUGCACCAAAUUAUUCUUCUGAUCCAACAAGAUUUGAUAAUGAGAUUUGUCUCAGAUCUGAACAUAUUGCUUUUACUUCAAUCAUCAAAUCAUUAAAUUCAAUGAAAGAAGCACUUUCAUUUUUGAUGAUCUUAAUCGAAGAGACUAAUUUCAAUGAAAUUUUCAAUAAUUUGAAUGUUUCAAAUCAAAGAAAUCUUUUAUCUUUACAGUUUAAUAACCUUUUAUUACCUAAUAAUGACACCAAGAAUCUUAUAAAAGAUCUUUUAUCAUCAAUAAUCAAUAAAAAUAUCCUAAAAGGUGGAUCUAUUGAUUAUAUUACCAAUUCUUUACAAGAUAAAUGUGGAUCUUUUAUAUCAACUGAUGAUAUACUCAUUUUCAAAGCUAUUGAAAAUUUAACAAAAGCUAAAAAUUAUCGUUCCAGAGAUCAAGAUAUGAAAAUCAAAUGUUUAAAGAACGCUAUUCAAUUAUUUGAAAAAGCUUCAAAAUCUUUAACUUUAGAAAAUAUCGAAAAUUCUGUCAAUAUCAUGUUGGAUUUAGAUUUCUAUGUUGGAUCUAUUGAAUUAUUGAUUAAACUUGUAAUUAACCAAUCAAAUAAAGAUAGUCUUUAUGGACUCAUUUUCAAUAUUUUGAAUAAAAUCGAUAAUAGAAUCUUACAAGCAAACGAUAUCAAAGACACUCAAGCAAUCAAAGAGUUAAUGGAAAUAAGAGAUUUAAGUUAUAAAUUGUGUUUCAAUUGUAAAGAUAAAACUUUCCAUUAUAAAUUCUAUCAAUGGUUUAUUGACGAAGGUAAUAAUGAUAAGUUACUUGAUAUCAACAGUGAAUUUAUUUUAGAUUUCUUGAAAGAAAAAUCCAAUGAAAACAUUCAAUUGAGUGAAUUAUUAUACAAAUACUAUGCUAAACGAGAAAAAUAUUAUGAAGCUGGUAGUAUUUUAUAUUAUUUAUCAAUAUCUGAAUUCCCAAUUGAAUUGAUUAAGAGAUUAGAAUAUUUAAGUCGGGCUAAUGGAUUCUGCAAUUGUAAUUGUCCAUCUAAUCUUAGACAAAAAAUGAUUCAAUUAUCAACAUUGAUCCAAGAUUUAUUCGAUGUUGGGAAUAUUCAAUUGGAUUUAUUAAAGUUAAUUGAAAAUGAUAAGAGAAUUAACCCAACCUUGAGAUCUAAAUCACUUGAAAGUUUGAAUAACAAAAUCUUGAACUUGACAGAUUUAUUCAAUGAUUUCACUGAUCCUUUAGGUUAUUAUAAUUUAUCAUUGAUAAUAUUCAAGAUUUCCGAUUAUAGAAAUUCUGAUGAUAUUUUCAAACGUUGGGAAUUAUUGAUUGAAAAGAUUUAUUAUAACUCAUUCAAAGAUAACAAAUUACCAUUCUAUAUUGAAUUGGUAAAUCAAUUCAAUUUGAUAAGUUCCAAAGUAUCAUCUAAUGACUUAGUUUUCCCCAUAGAUAAAUUGAUUAAAUUGAUCAGUAAGUAUUUAAAUGAUGCUUUUGAAGAAGAUCCUUUACAAGAGAUUCCUAAGGGUGUGGUGGUUGAUUUAUUCAUCAAAUCAGGUAUUACUUACGAUAAAUUAUAUUAUAUCUUCAAAUCAAUCAUUGAACAAAAUUUUGAAAUAUAUCCUGGGUUCAUCAAGUUCUUGAAUAAUGAAAUGAUUUAUUUAAUCAAAAAUUGGUAUUUGAAUGAUAAAAACUUAAGAAAUCUUGUAUCAAAUGAUGAGAUUUUAAACUUACAUGAAUAUAGUAUAGAUAAAGAUCCUAUAGGUAAUAAAUAA